CUACUUGUGUUGAAUGGAUCACGGCCUAGGGUGGGACAAGAGCUUCUGACGUCUCCACAUUUCCUAGUCCGCUCCCCUUCAUAUACUUUCAGCAAUAUAUGUGUCAAUUGGAACCGCAUGCAACUCUGGGGGAGGCUUACGAGUAUUUAGGGAAAUAACAAUUUCUGUGCUAUUGAAUUAUCCGAAAUAACAAUCAGAAAUGGACGAGAAGUGUUUUACAAAGGAGAUCGACCUAUGGAUCGAACAAAUCAACGACUGCAAACAGCUGUCAGAGAGCCAAGUCAAAACUCUUUGCGAAAAGGCGAAGGAGAUUCUGACCAAGGAAUCCAACGUGCAGGAGGUCCGAUGUCCGGUCACAGUGUGUGGAGACGUCCACGGCCAGUUCCACGACCUCAUGGAGCUCUUCAGGAUCGGAGGGAAGUCUCCAGACACAAACUACCUGUUCAUGGGAGACUACGUGGACCGAGGCUACUACUCUGUAGAAACUGUCACACUACUUGUAGCACUAAAGGUUAGGUACCGUGAACGCAUCACAAUCCUUCGGGGGAACCACGAAAGCAGACAAAUCACACAAGUGUACGGCUUCUACGACGAGUGCCUAAGGAAAUACGGCAAUGCAAACGUAUGGAAAUACUUCACAGACCUCUUCGAUUACCUUCCUCUCACAGCCUUGGUAGAUACUCAGAUAUUCUGUCUUCACGGAGGCCUGUCGCCGUCCAUAGACACGUUGGAUCACAUCCGAGCGCUGGACCGUUUGCAGGAAGUGCCACACGAGGGCCCCAUGUGUGACCUGCUGUGGUCAGACCCAGAUGACCGUGGGGGCUGGGGCAUCUCCCCCAGGGGGGCCGGCUACACCUUUGGCCAGGAUAUAUCUGAGACAUUUAACCAUGCCAACCGCCUUACCCUGGUCUCCAGAGCUCACCAGCUGGUUAUGGAGGGUUACAACUGGUGCCACGAGCGAAACGUGGUAACGAUAUUCAGUGCACCAAAUUACUGUUACCGUUGUGGUAACCAGGCAGCCAUCAUGGAACUCGACGACACCCUGAAAUACUCCUUCCUGCAGUUUGACCCUGCGCCUCGUAGAGGGGAACCCCAUGUCACCCGUCGCACCCCAGACUACUUCCUGUAAAACCUCACCCCUUGUACAGUAUUGCCAUGAUUUAUGAAAGUACCUUCAGCAUCCAACACCGUGGGGGCGGGCAACACAACAAAAUGUCAAUGUACAUAAUUGUAUUCACACAAACCACUAUUUAAGCACUCACAAAACGUCUGUACAUGGACCACAAAGUGUGUGCCAUAUAUGUAUUACAAAAUGCUGAUCUUGAUGUCCAAGAUCACAACUCUAAUUCCUUACUCCUCUAGCUCUUCUCCUCUGUUCCAAAUCUCAAGGUCAGCGCAGUAAUCAAGUUUUGUUAAUUGAAAAGUUUUCAAUCCAAUGCACCAUGCAUUGCUUAUUUUGUGAAUCCCCACUUUUUGUAUUAUUAUUAUUAUAAUAUUUUUUUAAACCUGUUUGCACUUUUUUGUUUACGUUAAAGGUUCAAUGCAGAUGUUUUUAUCUCAAUAUCAAAUCACCAGGCUGGUCAAAACUCCAUCCCACCAAAACAGCAUGAAAUGUCAGGUGUUUUUUUUCAAACAGCUCUUACACUAAAAAGGGUAUUAUCACCAUUUAUUAUUCCAACCUCAUAAUGUGGAAAUGUAUAUAAAACACAGGAAAAUCACAUUUGACUCCACUGGGCCUUUUUUGUUUUUACAAGUCAGAAGAUGGCUGUUUCACUCUACAGAAAGUUUUAUUUUGGGUCUUUUCCUUUUUGUUGUCACCAGCUUUUUGCUGGGUUAAACAGACGCCCAUCCAAUUGUGUAUGGUAGACAGAUUGAGAAAUGCCAUUGUGGAAAUAGUCACUCACAAUCCUCAUGAUGAUGAUGAUUUUUAGUGUCUGUAUUGAGGGAUCCUGUUGAAUAAAGAUAGAAGUUGCUUCUUGA
Molecule: messenger RNA, 1980 nt
Organism: Coregonus clupeaformis (lake whitefish)
Lineage: Eukaryota; Metazoa; Chordata; Actinopteri; Salmoniformes; Salmonidae
Product: serine/threonine-protein phosphatase 2A catalytic subunit alpha isoform-like
Exons: 7
Coding region: 200-1129 (309 amino acids)
Biological process (GO): mitotic cell cycle; peptidyl-serine dephosphorylation
Cellular component (GO): cytosol
Molecular function (GO): protein serine/threonine phosphatase activity
Source: RefSeq, a predicted model, not a curated record